AUGUAUGUCAUUCGUUCAAUUAUCUACCUAGUUGCUCAUGCCCUCAUUGAAGAGGCUGAAUUGGUUAUAAACAUAAAGAAGGCAACAAGUCCUGAAGAAACUGCUCCCAAGCAGAAACACGUUAGGAAGUGUAUCGUUUACACCUGGGAUUAUCAUUCAUCGAUUUCUUUCUGGAGCGGUUUGAGAGUACAGCCUAUCCUGGCUGACGAAGUACAGACCUUCAAGGCCCUGAUCACUGUGCACAAAGUUCUGCAGGAAGGACACCCAAUCACUCUCAAAGAAGCUCAUGGUCAAACCGCAUGGCUGGAAACAUGUGCACGAACUGUUGGGACAGAUGGUCAAAGGGGUUAUGCCCCUCUCAUCAGGACUUACGUCCAAUUUAUCUUGGCCAAACUUCGCUUCCAUCGUCUCCGUCCGGAAUUUAAUGGCCUGUUUGAAUACGAAGAAUAUGUUACCUUGAAGGGCAUCGAUGACCCUAAUGAAGGCUAUGAAACCAUUUCAGACCUCAUGGGCCUUCAAGAUCAGAUUGAAUCCUUCCAAAAGACUGUCUUUUCUCAUUUCGGCAAUUCAAGUAACAAUGAAUGUCGAAUUUCUGCUCUAGUUCCUUUAGUAAAAGAAAGUUGGGGUAUUUAUCGAUUCAUAACCAGUAUGUUGAGGGCCAUGUUUAGAAGAACGAAUGAUCAGGACGCCCUGGAACCGUUGCGAGAAAGAUAUAUAUCACAGCACUACAAUCUUCGAAAGUUCUACUAUGAGUGCUCCAACCUUAAAUAUCUAACUGGUCUCAUUAACGUGCCUAAACUGGGCCACGAACCCCCAAAUCUUUUGGAUUCUGGCGAUACACCAGAUCUACCUGCCCGACCUAAACCAUCAACAGCGAAACCUUCCACCCCGCUUCCUGCUUCGUUAUCACCAAGUGCAGCAGAAAUUGACGAACAGGCACGUCUUCUUAAGGAAUACGAAGACAAGCAGGCAGCGCUUCAAGCACAACGAGAUGCAGAAGAACGACGUCGCCUCGAAAUUGAGCAGCAGCAACAACGGGAAUUUGAACAACGUCAAUUGCAGCAAGCGGAAGCCCAGAGAUUAGCUCAGGAACAAUUAAUGCAGCAGCAAAUGAUGUACAACAACCAAGCUGUGCAGCAGCAGCAAGGUGAACUGGAACGAGAACUUCUAGCCAUGCGGGGUCAAUAUGAGAGCGACCAAAUCUUUUUGGAGCAAUAUGACCGGCGUGUAAAAGCCCUUGAAGCUGAAUUAAGCGGAGUUAACGCCCAUAUAAACACACAACUUGCCACUAAAGAUGAACUUAUCAAACAAUUGCAGGAUCAGGUCACCCUAUGGCGUAAUAAGUACGAGGCCUUGGCUAAACUCUAUAGCCAACUCCGCACGGAACAUUUAGAUAUGCUAUCCAAAUUCAAGCAAAUGCAACUGAAAGCCAAUUCCGCACAAGAAGCGGUUGAUCGUAUGGAGAGGAUGGAGCGCGAUUUGAAAGCAAAAAACUUAGAACUGGCGGAUAUGCUCAGAGAACGUGAUCGGGCACGCUUCGAUAUCGACAGGCAGAAGUCAACCCACAAGGAAGAAAUCGACAGGCUCCGUCGCGAGCUUGCCUUUGCAAACGAGCGAGCUGAAGAUAGUUCUCGUUCCAAGAACUCCGAAGUGUCCAAUGUCAUGUCAAAAUACAAUAGACAGUUGUCAGAGCUCGAGGACUCUCUUCGCGCUAAGCAAAUGCAAAUUGAUGACCUGCUCGUCAAACUCAACAAUUCAGCAGGUGAUUUGGAGCGAUUGAGAGACGAAAAAGAUCAAGAAAUUAUGAUUCUCCAAGCUGGUAUGGACAGCACUAUUGAACAGCUAUCAGAAGCCCAACAGAACAAAGAUCUGAUCGAUAAAACUACUGAUGCCCAAAUUGAUACGCUUAUUCUCGAUAACCGCAAAAAAUUGAACCAAAUUAUUGGCAAGUUGAUUGUCGAUGAUGCUAUCUAUGAACUAGAAUCACCCAGUCAGGCAGGCAAUCUCAAUUCAACCCCAGAAUACACCCUCUCUAUGAUCGAAAAGUCGAUGAACAAUGCCACAGAGUUUGCGACGAUUUACAAUCUUUACUUAGGAGGUGAAGUUGGUGGGGACCAUGUUGACGUGAUUAAAUCUGCAAAUGAAUUUGCUCAAUCACUUUCGGAUGUCCUGAUCAACACCAAAGGCAUAACCCGCCUUGCCAGUGACGAUGACGCAUCCGAUAAAAUUGUCAAUGUUGCUAAAACGGCCGGAGAUGUUGGGCUGCGGUUCUUUGAAAACCUCCAAUCAUACAAGCUCGACCUUUUACAGCCAUCACAACGCAAGGAAGUCGCGAUGCGGAAUAAUAGCCAAGCUCGCACCGCACUCACCAAGCUGUCGGAAGUCGUAGAUGGUUUGAUUCCCAAAGGAAAAUCCAAUGCGCUGGCACGUGCAAACGGCGAUUUAGGCGAUCUUGUUGAGCAAGAAAUGUCAAGCGCUGCCCGGGCCAUCGAAGCUGCCACGGAGAGGUUGCAGGAACUUAUGUCUCGUCCAAGGGAUUCCACUCGCUAUAGUGCCAUUGACCUUCAAGUCCACGACUCUAUUCUUUCUGCCGCCAUGGCCAUCACCAACGCUAUUUCUCGACUGAUCAAGGCUGCUACAGAUUCUCAACAGGAAAUUGUAGCUCAAGGCAAAGGAUCCAGUACGACACAACAAUUUUAUAAGCGCAACAAUCGUUGGACGGAAGGUCUCAUUUCUGCAGCCAAAGCAGUCGCAUUUGCUACUAAUUUGCUCAUUGAAAGCGCCGACGGAGUCUUGUCUGGUACUCACUCACUUGAGCAAUUAAUCGUUGCCUCGAACGAAGUUGCCGGUGCAACAGCACAAUUGGUUGCUGCUUCUAGAGUAAAGGCGAACUUAAUGUCCAAGACGCAAGAACGCCUUGAACUUGCUGCCAAAGCCGUAACAGCAGCUUGCAAGGCACUUGUUCGACAAGUCAAAGCCGUAUCUGCGAAGCAAGUGGAGGAGGAGGAUGUCGACUAUAAAAACAUGGCGGUCCUUGAGUUCAAGACGAGGGAGAUGGAACAGCAAGUCGAGAUCCUCAAAUUAGAGAAGGAAUUGGGCGCAGCUCGACAUCGCCUAGGGGCAAUGCGGCGUGCAGGAUACCACACCGAGGAGACUGAUUAA
Molecule: messenger RNA, 3162 nt
Organism: Psilocybe cubensis
Lineage: Eukaryota; Fungi; Basidiomycota; Agaricomycetes; Agaricales; Agrocybaceae
Exons: 12
Coding region: 1-3162 (1053 amino acids)
Biological process (GO): actin filament organization; endocytosis; clathrin coat assembly
Cellular component (GO): clathrin-coated vesicle; actin cortical patch
Molecular function (GO): phosphatidylinositol-3,4-bisphosphate binding; phosphatidylinositol-3,5-bisphosphate binding; actin filament binding
Source: RefSeq, a predicted model, not a curated record